AUCGAGAUCCAAGUUCAAACCUCUGUCCCUCUUCAACAUCUCUCAACAACUUCUUACCUCUUCAACUUCUACCACAGUCUUUUAGUUUAUAUAAACUCGUUAGCCAUUUGAAGUUAUUCUUCAUCUACAACCAUCUCAAUCAUCUUUCUUACAUUCCGGCUCCACCCCGUUUCAUUCAACCGACACAAGGUCCAACUUGUCAAUACAUCUUACAUCAUGAUCUGCACGCUCUCUAUCUUUGUCCUUGCCAUCACUCGUCUGGCCAAUGCUUCCCUCUCACCUACUUUCCCAGUAUCUGGUAGCGUUUGUCAAGUCGGAGCUGAUUGUCAAAUCAAAUGGAUCGAUACCCCUGCCUCUCCUACCGCCGCCUCAAUGGGUGAAACUUCUAUCGACCUCGUUUCCGGUGACCCAUCAAACCUACAAAUUGCUCAAGACUUGGGAGGCGUCUCUAACCCGGGAGUUGCAAUGGCUUUGACAUUUAAGCCUGAUGUUACUUUGGCUGCUAACACCAAAUAUGCCAUCCGUUUCGUACCCAAGAACAACGCCCAAGGUGUUGUUUUCUCGACCUUUUUCACCAUCACUGGUGGUAACGGUACCGGCAAAACCACCCCCAUUCCCUCCACCGGAGCCACCGCUGGAAACAUGACCUCUGCCAACCACUCCGCCUCGACCAACAUGUCUAGCACCAAUGGAUCCAUGGCCAACAUGAACAUGACUGCCUCCAAGAUCAACACGACCGACUCAUCGAAACCUACGAGUUCUGCUUCACGUUUCUCACCUCAAGCUGUCCUUCUUGUUCUUGCUGCACCUAUCAUUGCCAUGCUACUUUAGAGAUCAAUCAUGUAGUUUUGCUUUUCCAUAUCGCAUUGUAUUAAGAACUUCUAUAAUCCAUUGCAACGGAAUUUUGGAGAUUCAAUCAUUAAAGUUAUCUUGAAAGUCAAAGUGUUUCAUGGAGAUUUUGUUUAGUGAUGGUGAUUUGAAUGCAUUUAACAUUUUUUAUUUCGUUUUUCAUACCUUU
Molecule: messenger RNA, 1018 nt
Organism: Melampsora larici-populina 98AG31
Lineage: Eukaryota; Fungi; Basidiomycota; Pucciniomycetes; Pucciniales; Melampsoraceae
Exons: 3
Coding region: 217-831 (204 amino acids)
Source: RefSeq, a predicted model, not a curated record